Messenger RNA from Fonsecaea multimorphosa CBS 102226, 258 nucleotides. RefSeq lists its product as uncharacterized. The transcript has a single exon. Bases 1 to 258 code for a protein of 85 amino acids. Lineage: Eukaryota; Fungi; Ascomycota; Eurotiomycetes; Chaetothyriales; Herpotrichiellaceae. The record is from RefSeq and is a predicted model, not a curated record.
AUGAUCUCGUACCAAGGCAUCAUCGCGAUCUGCAUCUUCGGCGCCGCCGCGCUGGUCACGGUCGGGUUCGUGGUCCACCGCCUGAUGAGCAAAGCGGACGACGUCGAGGACCAGUUCACCCCGUCCGACCAGCAGAGGCAGUACAUGCGCGACGUGCGCGGGAGGAAUAUGAUGGAGGCGCUCGGGGAUCCGAAGCUGCUGCGCCGGUAUCAUCCUCCGGCUGAGAUGGAACUCGCGUCCGUCUCGACCCGGACAUGA